GAAGACUACAAGUCGUCCUUAGCAACAGCUUAUUUAUAAAUUGAACAACUUGCUUACUAUUCGAUAACUGCCUGCUUUCUCCUUAAAUAUGCCCGGAAGUACCGCUAGUGGCACAGUAAGUCAGGCUGGCUCAAUAGGAUCCAAAGCUUCGAGAGCAAGAACAAAAACUUAUCAUAAAGUUGCUCAUACUUCUCAAGUGGACGAAUCACUCUUUGGAGAAAGAAACAGCACAAUCCAAAGACGAUCUAUGCUAGAAGGAAAAUGGAAUAAUGACGGUAGCGUGAAAGAAACAACGCCCUUAGAGAAGGCUGCAAGUGAAAGAAGUGCCAAAAGGAGUGGUGGCCGAAAAAACAAAAAGGAAACAGUUCGUAUCGUUACUAAGGAUCUCAUCAGGAACCUUAUAGUUCCAAAUGAAGAUCCUUCUGGAAGAUCUAUUGUGAUUACUCGAGAGGAUUUACAUCGUUUAUUACGCGCAUCCAGGGUUCUCACAAUGGAAGAAAGACAAGCGCAGUUAGAAAUGAUGAAGAGAAGAAAAGAAGAACUUCAAGAUGAAGUUUUGAGUAGAAAAGCCAAAAUGGCCGAACACGAUGCUGCUCGUGUAAAAAAUGAAGCACUAUCAGAAAUAGAAGAAGAAGCUAUUGCAAAUUCUCAGAAUCUUUUAGCAAAGGCAGAAAGACUUCGUCAAGAACAAGAAGAUGAGAUAAAAUAUCUCAACGAAUUGAUUUUAAAUGCUAAAUGUCAUGCCAUUCGAGAUGCUCAGAUCACCGAGAAGAAAAUUAUGGAAAAAGAGAUGCACGAGGAGGAAAAGAGACUGGAUAUGAUGAUGGAAAAAGAUAGACAGUUGCAAUUAAAAAUGGAAGAAGAGAUUUCUCAUAAGAGAAAGGAACAACAGUUGAUAGGAGCCAACAGAUUGCUGGAACAGAUCGCUCUAAACGAACAAGAAAAACUGUUAGAAAUGGAAAGAAAAGAUGCCGAAUGUAGAGCAAUUAAUGCUCACAAUGAGAAAAUGUGCGUUGAGGAGAGGGAAGAGAUGGAACGGCUAAGAGAACGCCAGAUACAACUACGAGAAGAAUUGGACAAAGGAAAUCGUGAAUUGUUAACUAGAAAGGUAAAAGAAAAGGAUAGAGAAAGAGCCCUGGAGGAACAAGUUAGGAGGUUUCAACAGGAAAAGGCAGAGAGAGAAGCUGCCCUGGAAGCGGAACAAGAGAGAGUAAGGUUAGAAAAAGAAAGAGAAGUCGCCCGAUUGAGAGCUAUGCAAGAAAGAGAGCAAGACAAAAAAGCUGAAAUGGACGCUCUCCGUGCGAAAAGAGCUCAAGAGGCUGCAGAGAGACAGUGGCGUCAAAAGGAGGCAGAAGCAGCUGAGAAAACGGCUAAGACACAAGCUAUGUUAGCAGAAGCUAGAAGAGAGCAAUUGGAAGCUAGAGAACGUCAUGCAGCAGUUCAAGCUCAACGUGAAAGAGCAGAUUUUGAAAGAGUAUUACGAGCUCAAAGAGAGCUACAAGAGAAAGAGAUUCGACAGGAACAGGAGGUUCAUAAGAGUAGAAAAAAGUUUGCGGAAGAUGUUCGUCAUCAAAUCAGACAAAAGGAAAACGAAAGAAUUGCCCAAAGAAAUGCUUUCUUCGAAGAAGGCGUACAGUUGGAUAGUGAAGCGAAAGCAAGAAGAGCAAGAUUGGAUGCUCUCAAAGAAGAAAAACUACAGCAACUCAGAGAGUUAGGCCUACAUGAAAAAUAUAUAGCUGGUGUAGAAAGGAAGAUAAGAGCACCUCAACAUAUAUCAGCUUAAUUCGAAAUAGUAAGUAUUUACCUCCUCAAAAGAAAAUGAAAAAAUCAACGUUUAAAUAUUUAAAAAUUGUCAUAUUAAUGAUAAACUUACAAAAGAAUGAUGUGGUAUUACUCUAUCAGUUUAUUACUUAUUUUUAUCUUUUAAAACCCAACAAUACAACAAUGUUUUUAUGGAAAAAAUAAUAAAUAGAUAUUUUUUUCAUUGAAAAAUUUUGAAAUCUG
This is a messenger RNA of Dimorphilus gyrociliatus, 2004 nucleotides long. The record is from the annotation of a GenBank genome assembly. NCBI's taxonomy places the organism in Eukaryota, Metazoa, Annelida, Polychaeta, Dinophilidae.